Messenger RNA from Zerene cesonia (dogface butterfly), 1963 nucleotides. Its product is annotated as syntenin-1-like. The transcript has 4 exons. The coding region runs from base 327 to 1199 and encodes 290 amino acids. The record is from RefSeq and is a predicted model, not a curated record. Lineage: Eukaryota; Metazoa; Arthropoda; Insecta; Lepidoptera; Pieridae. Gene Ontology annotation, molecular function: protein binding. Gene Ontology annotation, cellular component: plasma membrane; cytoplasm.
GUGCGAUAAGUUUAUUAAGUACUAUAAAUCUCAUAUCCCUUGAGUCUUGACAUAUUUUCUUUUGACCACAGUUCACGUUGUGUGCGAAUGAAAAUUGUAAUCUACUGUGCUUGCUAAUCCUACUUAUGGGAACUAUUUUCUAAUCAGUAAUUAGAAUCUUAACUGGAUUCUCCUUUUUAUUCUGUACUGUCUUUGUAAAAGUGUAACUUGUUCCUCUAAAGUUAUCCUUACAUUGUAUUUAUACAUAUAGCAUAUAUUUUGAUUGUCCAGACAUUUUGUGACAAGUACUUGUUUUAUAUAGUUUUUUUGGGCUAUAUUUAAAGACCAUGUCUCUCUACCCUUCACUUGAAGAUAUGAAGGUGGACAAUAUGAUACGAGCUCAAAUGGCUCAGCAACAAACGCCUCCACCUUUUCAGCCUGUAUCUUACCAACAUCCCAACGACACGGGUCCAAGUGCCCCCAGACAAGUUUAUCCGGCUCUCGGUGAUUAUAUGGGGCUGGAAUUAUCUCAAGAUGUUAUUGCUUUGAAUAUGCCUGAGUAUCAAGUCCAAAUCGCCCAACCUGGUACUGGAGCUUGUAAUAUUGUAGCGCCAUUGUCAUCCCAAUCAGCAAGUCUAUCAAAAGCUAUUGUGUCUGGAGCCAUUCGUCAGGUGAUAUUGUGUAAAGAUAGGGAUGGGAAAUGUGGAUUACGACUUCACUCUGUUAAUAAUGGAGUAUUUGUUUGCUAUGUUGCUGCUGGGAGUCCAGCUGCAUUGGCAGGCUUAAGAUUUGGUGACCAGAUCCUUGAAAUUAAUAAUGUGUCUCUUGCUGGUAUGACAAUGGAACAAUGUCAUGCAAUUCUGAAAAAAUCUGGUCCCAAUGGAAUUACUAUGGCAGUGCGGGAUAGACCAUUCGAGAGGACCAUUACACUUCAUAAAGAUUCGCUUGGUCAUGUUGGCUUCCAAUUUAAAGAUGGAAAUAUAGUUGGGCUUGUCAAAGAUUCAUCAGCAGCUCGAAAUGGUCUCCUCACUGACCACCAAAUACUUGAAAUAAAUACUAUCAAUGUCGUAGGCAUGAAAGAUAAAGAGAUAUCCAAGGUUAUUGAAAACAGCCCUUCUGUUGUGAAUGUAACUGUUAUUCCCCAGUACAUCUACAAACACAUGAUAAGCAAGAUGUCAAGUUCUCUCUUCAAAGAAUUGGACCGCACACCCGCCGUUUAAAGACUAUUUCAUAUUUUGAACCCCCCUUUAUCUUUUGAAUAUCACGAAUUUGUUAUAGUUGCACAUUUUGUACUCUUUUUAUAUUUACAUACAUUUUAUUCUUUAGUGAAUUUUCGUCCAUACAGUAUGUUAUAGAUUAUAUUUCUUUAGAAUUUAAUUAGUCAGUAAGGGCUGUGAGUUUCAUUAUUGCAAGUGAAAAUGUUUGAUUAUUCAUGAGAUUAUUUAUCAACAAUAACAUAUAUUUGACUCCUUAUCUGCUUGUUGUUUGUCAUAUUAUCAUAACAAUGUUGGAGUUGUAAUAGCACUGAUUUUAUGUUGUUGGAAUGUAACAUAAAAUCAAUAAUAAUUGAAAAAAUUACAUAUAAAUAUUUUAUUUUCUUAAUGUGCUUCACAAAUAAAUAAUGAACAAAAUAAGAAGAUACAAUUUAAAUUAACACUAUUGCAUUUACAGCUUUUAAAAAGAAAGUUUUGAUUUUAAUGACAUUGAAUGAUAAUUAUUAUAAUAGUGACAUGCAUUCCUAAAAUAUAAUAUAUUGUUUAUAUUAAAUGUUGAAUAAUAUUUGAGAUUUCUACAGACUUCUUUAGCUUCUACUAUGUAUACACUAUUUUAAGCACAAAAAAAAUCUUAAUGUUAAAGGCCAAAUAUUACCUUAGAUUUAAAUAUCAUGUAUCCAAAAUUGUUUUAUACUUUAUAUUUAGAAAUUAUUUAGUUUAGUAUCACCUUUUCUAUGUGUAGUAUUUUAGAAUAAAUUUUAUGGAAAUUA